Molecule: messenger RNA, 901 nt
Organism: Sinocyclocheilus rhinocerous
Lineage: Eukaryota; Metazoa; Chordata; Actinopteri; Cypriniformes; Cyprinidae
Product: zinc finger protein 622-like
Exons: 5
Coding region: 1-567 (188 amino acids)
Biological process (GO): ribosomal large subunit biogenesis
Cellular component (GO): preribosome, large subunit precursor
Source: RefSeq, a predicted model, not a curated record
AUGUCCCUGAGAGUUCAGUGUAGACACUCCCACUCCUGUUUAUGGUGUAAUGAAAAAGGGAAGUCAUUCUAUUCUACUGAAGCGGUUCAGGCACACAUGACCGACAAGAGUCACUGCAAACUAUUCACAGAUGGAGACGCCGCACUUGAGUUCGCUGACUUCUAUGACUUCAGGAGCAGUUAUCCUGAUGCUAAACAUGGAGAUGAUGUGGAGAUGAAGGAUGGCGAACUGCCUGAUGAAAAGGCUGUAGAGUUUGAUGAUGAGACGCUGGAGCUCACUUUGCCCUCAGGUGCUAAGAUUGGCCAUCGCUCCCUAAUGAGGUACUAUAAGCAGAGGUUUGGUGUUCAGAGGACGUUGGUUCCAGCUCAUAACCAGAAGGCUGUUGGUCGAGUCCUUAAACAGUACAAAGCACUUGGAUGGGCAGGAGACUUUGGUAAAGGCUUUGUGAGCCAGCAGCAGAAGGACAUGCAGUAUGUGCGGAGGAUGAAGUCCAAGUGGAUGCUGAAGAUGGGCAUGAACAGUAACGCCACCAAACAGACCCAUUUCAGAGCUCAAGUCAUGUUCUAAACCAAUCAACCUUCAGCACUAGUAGACAUUCAACUUUUCAGAGUUCAUAGCAGUAUUCUGUGUUGAUUCAGCUGAGAUGUGAACUGCUGCUAAGGUGAAACAUCAUACAUGAAUGUUUAAGGCAACAUCCAUAGUGUAUAAGGAAACAUUGUGCUUUAGAUAUCCAAAUCAUGGAGAUCCAAAUGAUGUGCUUUUCCAGCAUCAACAUGAGAUUGCUGUUCAUAAUGACCUUUAUUACCAUUUCCAAGUUUAAUGCUCCUUGUAAAAACAUUAUGUAGAACAACUUCAGAUUUAUAAUACUGUAUAAAUGAUCAAUAAAAUAAGCAAUGCCUGA